Molecule: messenger RNA, 1140 nt
Organism: Lathyrus oleraceus (garden pea)
Lineage: Eukaryota; Viridiplantae; Streptophyta; Magnoliopsida; Fabales; Fabaceae
Product: chlorophyll a-b binding protein 7, chloroplastic
Exons: 4
Coding region: 166-975 (269 amino acids)
Biological process (GO): photosynthesis, light harvesting
Cellular component (GO): membrane
Source: RefSeq, a predicted model, not a curated record
UCAUGCCACAUGGCAACACAUGAUCUACUAUCAAAUUCACAUUAUCCUUUCAGAUAAGAAACAUUGCAUACAUUAAUAAAAAUUUGCACAUUUUCUUUCUCAUUCACAUCAACACAAACUCACUAAACUUAAUCACUUUUAUCCCUUGAGGACAAGUCCUGUGUCAUGGCUUCUGCUUGUGCUUCUUCUGCCAUUGCAGCUGUUGCCAUCUCUACUCCAAGUUCCCAGAAGAAUGGAUCACCCUCGGGAACCUCAAAAGCUUUUCUUGGGAGGAAACUGAAGGUGAACAGCAGCACUGCAUCACCUUCUAGAGUAAGAUCUACUUCAACUGUGUGUACAGUUGCUGAGCCUGAUAGACCUUUGUGGUUCCCUGGAAGCACUCCUCCUCCAUGGCUUGAUGGAAGUCUUCCAGGAGAUUUUGGAUUUGAUCCUCUUGGUCUUGGAUCUGAUCCAGAGAGUCUGAGAUGGAAUGUUCAAGCUGAGCUUGUACACAGCAGAUGGGCAAUGUUAGGUGCAGCUGGAAUUUUCAUUCCAGAAUUCCUAACGAAGCUCGGUAUCUUGAACACACCUUCAUGGUACACUGCCGGAGAGCAAGAGUAUUUCACAGACACAACCACGCUCUUCAUAGUCGAACUCGUUUUCAUCGGUUGGGCCGAGGGAAGAAGAUGGGCUGACAUCCUCAAUCCAGGCUGCGUCAACACCGACCCUAUUUUCCCAAACAACAAGCUCACAGGAACUGAUGUAGGGUACCCUGGUGGACUUUGGUUUGAUCCACUUGGUUGGGGAAGUGCUUCUCCUCAGAAGCUUAAGGAGUUGAGAACAAAGGAAAUUAAGAAUGGGAGAUUGGCUAUGUUGGCUGUUAUGGGAGCUUGGUUCCAGCACAUUUACACCGGCACCGGUCCUAUCGAUAACCUCUUCGCCCACCUUGCUGAUCCCGGUCACGCUACUAUUUUUGCUGCUUUCACUCCCAAGUGAGAAGGGCUAAGACAACUACGAUACUGUAAACCUUGGAGAAACAAAAUGGUGAACAUGUUUUAGCAAGUUUUAAGGCUUACAAUGUUUUUUUAGGGAGUGUUUAUGUUGGUGAAAGCUUGUAAAAUGGUUACCUAAUUCAAUAUCAUGCACAGGUUGAUGGUUCAA